AAAAGUAGCGGUUAUCGAAAAGUGAUAGGUCAUAAAAAUAAUCGCGUAAUAUUUACUAUGAGUUAAAAUAACAUGAUUGGAAAUACCCAAUUUCAAUACUUGAUAAACAUAAAAAACCCUCAGACCAAAAAGACAUAGUGGAACCAUCAAUUAUAUAAAGAGGAUCUUAUACUACUUAAAUAUAAAUUACUUUAUCUAAAACUAUUUAUCGAAAAAGAUAUGAUAACGUAUUUCCCAGAAUUAAUAAAUUUUAAUUAAUGUGGUUUUUGCGAAAUAACACAACAAAUCCAAACGUAUAAAUAAAGAAGUCUUCGUGCAUUCACUCAUCAGUGUACAAACAAUUCUGUCAGGAUGAAAAUCGUGCUUUUUGCUUGCUGCAUCAUUUUAGGCAUAAACGCCUAUGAAUUCGACGAUGCCCUUUAUAAUCAAUACCUUGCAAAGGAUUUCGAAUCUCUGAUUGAUGAUCAAGCAUUAACUCACAGAAUACGAAGACAAUCUGAAGAUCCGAGAUGUCGUAAACCGCAAGGUCCACCUGUAUGUUGCGGAAAAGAAGAUUUUCUCUCAAUUGACAACGAUUUGCGCGAUCUCAAAAAACAAUGCUACAAAGAAGUUACUGGACAAGAAACGUUCCAUGGGAAACCAUUCGAUCCUUUCAAUUGUGAUGAUGUCGAAAAACUUAAAAAAGAUCUAAUUUGUGUUAAACAAUGUGUGGGUAAAAAGAAGGGUUGCUUAGAUGCGCAAGGAAAUCUUGUGGAAGAUGUUGCUAGGAAAUUCAUGACCGAACAUACCACGAUGGAAUGGUUGAAACCAAAACUCAAUGAUAUGAUGACAAAAUGCUUCGCAGAAGCUAAAAAGGCAACGGAAAAUAUGAAUAAAUCUGUUGAUGAUGCCUGCAAUCCGGCUCUUACCAAAUUCGAGCACUGUAUGUUUAGGGAAACUCAAUUCGCUUGUCCAGCAGAUCAAAUUCAAGAUCAAAGAACAUGCGCAAUCGUUCGGCAAUUUGCUAAACACUCAACUUUUCUCCCAGUUGUUGGUCAUUAAAUAUUUUUAAAAAUGUAUCGAAAAUUGUUUAAUAAAAUAUAUAUUUUUAAAAG
Onthophagus taurus is the source of this 1094-nucleotide messenger RNA. RefSeq lists its product as uncharacterized. The record is from RefSeq and is a predicted model, not a curated record. Gene Ontology annotation, molecular function: odorant binding. NCBI's taxonomy places the organism in Eukaryota, Metazoa, Arthropoda, Insecta, Coleoptera, Scarabaeidae.